GAGCUAAAAAAUGUCAGUCUGGUAUUGGGAUGCGGGAGGAGGCAGGAGGCAGGAGGCUGACAUAGAAGGGUAAAGAAACCCGCGUGCGGUUACUAAUUUGAUAUCUACAGCGAUGUUUUAAUCGUUUAUGGUAAUUUGCGUGCGUCUCCUUCUUUAACAACUCCAAGAGCCAAUUCAAAUUCGGCCAAACCUCUGAAACAGUACAGAUUCCCGGCUCAGAGUUCCUCUUCCCCAAAACAAACAAGAAAUAUAUAUUAUUACUAAAUUCUCAGCCUCACAUUUUCACACACCCAAUUCCCGAAGUCUCUUUUACUCUGUCGCUCUCACAGUCAAAUGAGUUUCAAGAAGAAAACGCCAGCUUGGGUUUUGCGCGACAGAGAAAAAGACUUUACUUUUGAGAACCUUUGAGAACAUCAUCAUGGCUUUCAUCGGAGGUACGACGCGCUGAAGCUGAAACGUCGUCGUUAGAGAGUAAGGGGGCUUUAUUUGUUUUUAUAUAAUCCACUGCAACAUGUAUGUUUAGCUUGCAAUGUUUGUGGAUCCGAAAGUCCAAGGUUGACUCGCUCUGCCUCUGGGUUUGCUGUGCAUUGUGUUUGUCUGUGCUCAAACGUGAUAGUAUUUCUUGGGGGAAGAAGCUUACACUCACUGUUUCAUAGUAUAAAAUCGUGGGUUUUAAGGGUUUUUGAUCUUCAAGCAAUGGAAAAUGCCGCCACUAAACCCUCUAAACCCUCCUCAAACAUAUCCGAAAUUGUCUCCAAAUUCGCAAAAGUUUGUAAGUUGAGAUCCAUUGGUGUUUUCCCCUCUGAAAACGCUAAUCAUCACCAACAUCACCAUCACAGUUACUGUGACCCCAAUAACAAUACUCCCCCAUUGGCCGAGGAUAGCAGCGAUGUAACCGAGGAGACCGAAUGUGACAGUGAGAAAAUUCAUCCUCAGCACGUUGAAGUUUUGAGCAGAAGCAACGUGUGUGGCGACAGGGAGAUUAUGAAGUUAUUUGACAUAGUUUCAGCACUGAAGUUGGCUUAUGUUCAGCUUCAGGAAGCUCAUAUUCCCUACAACCCAGAUAAGAUUAUAGCUGCUGAUCAACUUGUUGUAGCUCAGCUUGAAGCACUCUGCAAGAUCAAGCGUGCAUGUAAGGAGAGGCAAUUCAGGAAUAAGGCAAAGUUUCUGUCCUCUGCAAGCAGUCACUUGCAAAAGGAAAUUCAAUUUAGUGAGAUGCUGUUGGAAGAAUUGAAGUCCCAAGUCAAAUCUAAAAACUCUGAGAUUCUUUGUUUGCGAAAUGAGCUUCAGGAUUUGGAGUUGGGAAAUAUGGGAAUGGUCGAGAAGAUCAGGCAGAUAAGUCUGGAGAAGAAGAAUGCAAGUGUUUUGGGCAUUACUACACUCGAAGACAUUUUCAAAGCUGCUUCCAAGUCCAUCCAUGAUUUUGCAAAGCCAUUAAUUAGCUUGAUGAAAGCUUCAGGUUGGGAUCUAGAUCUGGCAGCAAAAUCGAUUGAAGAUGCAGUUGUUUAUUCCAAAAGGUCCCACAAGAAGUAUGUGUUUGAAGCCUACAUAGCCUGGAGAAUGUUUUAUGGGUUUACAUUUAGAUGCUAUAAUGUGGAAGGUGUUAUGAGGUUUGAUGAUCCAAUUGAUGCUCUGACAGAAUAUCCAAAUUCAGAUUUUGCCAAAUUCUGUGCAGAAAAGUAUCUAUUAGUUGUUCAUCCAAUGUUGGAAGCAUCAUUCUUCGGGAAUCUUGAUCACAGGACAUUUGUGUUGAGUGGCAAGCAUCCCAGGACACCGUUCUACCAAAUAUUUGCAAAGAUGGCAAAGUGGAUCUGGGUUUUACAAGGCAUUUCAGCCUCAAUAGAUCCCAAAGCAAAAGCAUUUACUGUCCACAGAGGUAGCAAAUUCUCUGAUGCUUACAUGGAAUCCAUCGAGGCGCAUAUGGAACGUGCAGCUGAGGAUGAAGAACAAGCUACGACACUUAAAGUUGAACUUAUGGUCAUGCCUGGAUUCAAAAUUGGAGAGACAUUGUUGAAGUCUCUGGUGUAUCUCUCAGAACUGAAAUCUUGACUUAGUACUUGCUGAUCGAGGUGCUUGGACUAACUGGUAACUUGACAGAACCUAAUGACCUCUUGGUUUGAAAAUGUUGAUAAUUAGCUUAAGGUAGUUGACAACUGUUAUUGAAGUUUUUGAGCCAUAGCUGGUAGUUUUUGAGUUUAUAACUUCCAGCUACUAGUUUUUUGGUAAAUCUGCGUGGUAGACAGCAAGAACCUUGUUAAUUACUUUCUGAGCUGUAUAUAGAUAUCUUCUUAAUGAUGCCAUCAUAUUACUUUUUCA
Molecule: messenger RNA, 2316 nt
Organism: Corylus avellana
Lineage: Eukaryota; Viridiplantae; Streptophyta; Magnoliopsida; Fagales; Betulaceae
Product: MYB family transcription factor
Biological process (GO): response to red or far red light; negative gravitropism
Source: RefSeq, a predicted model, not a curated record